This is a messenger RNA of Ascoidea rubescens DSM 1968, 150 nucleotides long. RefSeq names its product GATA-type transcription factor. The record is from RefSeq and is a predicted model, not a curated record. Lineage: Eukaryota; Fungi; Ascomycota; Saccharomycetes; Ascoideales; Ascoideaceae. The transcript has a single exon. Gene Ontology annotation, biological process: positive regulation of transcription by RNA polymerase II; negative regulation of transcription by RNA polymerase II. Gene Ontology annotation, molecular function: zinc ion binding; DNA-binding transcription factor activity, RNA polymerase II-specific; RNA polymerase II cis-regulatory region sequence-specific DNA binding. The annotation marks the transcript as partial.
UGCACAAAUUGCAAUACUCAAACUACUCCUCUUUGGAGAAGAAAUCCAGAAGGUCAACCGCUUUGUAAUGCUUGUGGAUUAUUUUUAAAAUUGCAUGGUGUUGUUAGACCCUUAUCUUUGAAAACAGAUGUCAUCAAGAAAAGACAUAGA